UAAUAAUAAAUGCCAGAAGACUGACAGGUAAAGUACUUAAUCAAUGCUUGGGCGGAGGCAAAGUUAAAUAAAUUGAUUGAGAUGUAGAUGGGUAGGAUUUUUAAAAUAGGUCAACUUCCAGUCUUUAUGAAUUUCAGAGCUUUGAACAACUUGAAACACUGCCCAGGAGUAACUGGAAAUUUCAACUACAUCUCUCGCAUCUCUUCAUCUCUUCUCCCUCAAUAUCUCCCAUUCUCUCUGCUUCUGCGCGCCCUGUCUCAGUCCUUCCAUGUUUCUCUGCCCCUCUCUUUCCUUGUCUGUUUCCCUGGCACUCAGACUCAAUCCUCUGUCUUUCUCUGUCUCCUCCACCUUGACCAAACACUGUUUAUCUCCUUUCCCCGUCUUUCUCUCACCGUCUCUCCUGCUCUCGUCUUGCCUUCCCCUCCUGCCUUCUCAUCCAGCAUCCAGCACAGAGCUUUAUACACAGUUGGAGCUUAAUAAUAGUGUGUUCAGUAACGUCAAUGAGGACAUUUACAUUUUGCAAGACUGAGCAUCAAUUCUGUUUGCUCUGAUCGGAGGAGGACUGUGAGCUGUUGGGUCAGGCUGAACGCUUAACUGAAUUUGUACUUGCACCGCAUAAGAGACCCUUCUGGGGGCACGUCAUGCGUUUGUCAGUCGUGAUUUAGCUGUGUGAUCCUACCCCCAGGACCUCAUGUGUGUGUGUGUGUGUGUCUGUGUGUGGCCAGAGUCCACAUCCAGGACCAGAGCGGGCUGUUCAGGACUAGGGCGAGCUUGUCUCUGUAGGCUUAGCAAGUGCUCUUAGUAUUUUUUUUAACCAGAUUAGAAUCAUGCUAUCUGUUGAUUUUGUUUCUGCUUUAUUCAAUUAAUAGGAGCAUGUUUGUAGAUCACUAAAAAUUGUUUCAACAUAUGAUCAUUCAUGGCUGUCAAGACUCCUCACAGUGGCAUGAACCAUGAUUGGUUCGAACCAAGUGCCGAUUAUUGGAUAUUCGGGUCGUUUCUAGUUUUUCCCCGUAAUCAUCCCUGCUUUGUUCCUUGGACUCCUGAAAAUGGAGUUGCUGGGGCAAAGGGUAUGUGCAUUUUUAAGGUUUCUGACCCUCUCUGCAAAUUGCUCUUCCAAAAGGUUGUCCUGUUUUAUGCUCCUUCUACUCAAGCUAACCCUGGGUGGGUAUUAUCAUUUUUUAAUCCCUUCUCAACAUAACAGGUAAGAAAAAAAUAUUACAUUGUGGAAACUUGAAUUCUUUGAUUACUUAUAUUGUUUAUUGACCAUAUGUGCUUUUUUUUAGUUGUCUGAUCAUGUCCUUAGUCCUAAUAAGGUGUUCAUAUUUUUUCUUAUUGAUUUGUCACAGCUCUUUAUUUAGAAAAGAUAUUAACCUUCCAUCAGCCAUACAUAUAUAGCAAAUAUUUUCCCCCAAUUCAUCAUUUGCUUUUUGUAUUUGUUUACGGUGUUUUGUGAUGCUUAUGAUGUUUUUAUAUAGUCAAAUAGGUUAGUCUUUUCUUCUGUGGUUACUGUCUCUGGUUUUGUGCUUAGAAAGUCUUUUCCCACUUGAAAAUGAGAUAAAUGUUCACCCCUGUUGGCUUCUGAUCUCUUUUAUGGCUUCAUUUUUUCCAUUUAGUGUAGAGGUUAAGAGUGUGGGUACUGGAGCCAGACUGUCUGGGACAAACCCAGCCUACCCCAAGCCAUCUGUGUGAUUUUUAGCCAGGCAUUUAACCUCUCUGUACCUCCAUUUCCUCAUAUGUACUGUGAUGCUUAUAAUAGUACCUACUUCAAAGGGUGGUUAUAAGGAUUAAAUCUAUUAACCAUGUUAAGUGCUUAGCAUAGGGCCUGGCAUACAAUAAACCCAAGAUCAGUAUUAGAUAUUAUUAUUUAUCUCUUUAAUAGAUCUGAAAUUUAUUUUAAGGUAUAUGAUGAUGGUGACAUUUCGAACUGGGCAGGGAGGGGUUGGUGGGAAAAUGGACUGAUUAUUCAUUCAAUAACUUUAUUUUUCCCUUAAUUAUCCCAGAAACAUUUGUUUAACACUCUAUCCUCCACCAUCCCCCAGUUUGAAAUGCCACAUUCAUCACAAACGCGAUUGAGCUUUCUAUUCUGCUCUGUCCCUCAGUGUCUGUUCUCGUACCAGGGCCACACUGCUUGGCUGAUUGUUGCUUUGCAAUACAAUGUAGUGCCCGUCUGCCAGCCAGCCGGCUGAGGCCCCAGGCAUCUUGCCCUUUGUCGUUCCUCGUUAUUUCAGGCAGCAUCAGUUCUUCCAGCCAAAGACCAUCGACUAUUCUUAUUUGGGGCCUCUCUGUCUCUCUGUCUCUCUCUGUCUCUCCCCCACCCUCCUCUCUACUUGUGGUGUUGUUUCUGUCUCUCUUGUUCUUUCUCUGUUUCCCUCAUCUCUGUCUCCCACUUUGUGUGUACUUCUAUGACUUUCUGCUCCUAUGAGUCCCUCUCCACCGCUCCCCCGUUACUCUGUCUCUCCUUCUCUCAGCGUCUCUCUCAUUCUCUUUGUCACUCUGUGUGUCUAUCUCUGUCCCACCUCAUGUCUAUCCCAUCCCUGUCUCUCUUGUUCUCUGUGUCUCUCUGUUCCCCUAUGUCUAUCUCUCUCUAUUUCUGUCUCUCUUUGACUCUAUGUAUCCCUGUCUCUCAGCCAGUCCCCUGGAUAGAGGGGCAGUUGUCAACUUGAAGCCCUGCAGACAUCUAACAACUCACCCAGACGCAGAGCCGAAGGGCCCUGGCCCUCAUCUACUCCACACCUCUCCCCUCCCCAGCGUACAAAGGGGCAAACUGAGGCCCAGAGAUGGAUGUGAGGGCCUCUCCCAAGGCCUCACAGAGAUACAGUGGCAGAGUUGAGACCCAAGCUCAGACCUGAGGAUUCUUGGUGGGACCCUGGCUCUGUCUCUCUCCCUGUUGUGGGCCUCAGUUUAUGCCUCAGGCCCCAUGAGGGAGGCUUCUGCCUUCUCACAGGUUGGACCCUCACUCGGGCAGGAGGAUCCACGGUCAUGGUGUGCAGCCCAGCCUCACAAGAGCUAGGCUGGGUGCGGUCCCAGGGCCCCAUGGGUUAGGAGGCCUCGUGGGCAGAGGGCAGUGAUACUGGAGGGACAUAAGUCAGUCAGUCUGGCUGUGGGUCUGGCUGUGGACAGAGCUCAGCUGUGUCCCCAGAGCUGGCAUUGGUCCCUGAAAACCUCUAUCCCAGGGCCCCUCCAGAGAGCCUGGUGGUGGGCUCUCUACCGGCAAAAGCCAGGGCUUUUCCUGCUCCCUGCCACGAGGCCCUAGCUGAAGGCACGCCAGCCUCUACCUCCCCGUGCUUCCCUCCCCAUCUCUGGCGGAGUGGCUGUGAGUUUGGGAAUAUUGUCCCAGAAUAGACAGGGAGACCGAGGCCCUGCAGGUGUCCAUUUGCCGAUCACUAGCGUUUUGCUAAGUGUCUCAUGUGCAUUAACUUUGGAAGAUGGGUACCAUUACAAUCCCAAUGCACAAAUGAGCCUGAGGAGAGUUGCAGCUAGUGAGUGGCAGAGCCUGCCCCCAGGGUGGAGAAAGUAGAAGGGUUCUGACCCUCCUGCCUUCACAGAACUUAUGAGGAAGGCUGAGGGCAGGCUUGCUGCAAUUCCAGGCCUGGUAGGCACGAGGCACUAUGAGUAGUGAGCCUCCAGUCCUUCAGGGAGUUCCAGUGAGUUUGGACACCAGGGACAUUGGCCUUCACUAGUGAGAAGUUGGACCCACGGGCCCCACAGAAUCUGUGGGUUUGAGAUUCUGGGAUCCUUUGAAUCUAAGAAAUAACGUUCUAUGAUUCUGAGCUUCUGGCCUAGUACAAUUUGAAGACCCUGAGGGUCCCAGUAUCUGUGGGGUCUGCAUGGCACUCCCUAAGCAUCAAACCUUGGGUAUCUCCAUGGCCCAAGAAGGGCCAGGUCUACAGGGCCCAGGGCUUGUCAUGGUGGCCAGAUGGACGUCACUCACCACAUCCGCCAGCACCCACAUCACCCCACCUGGGCCAAGCUGGCUGCAGGACGGGCCAGCCAAUUCUCGGAACGAAACCUGUGGGGUGGGGUGUCUGCCCCUUUCUCUUCCUCCUUGGUGCCGAUGAAGCCCAGCGCAUCCGGCCGCCAUGACGUCAAUGGCGGAAAAAUCUGGGGAAGUCGGGGGCUGUGACAACAGGGCCCAGAUGCAGACCCCGAUAGGAAAACACAAUCUGUGUCCCAGAAACAUCCUCCAUGCAGCUUCUGAGAAACAGUCAGAAAGGGACGCCCCAACAGACAGUGCAGGAAGCCGGCUGCCCAGCCCAGCCCUCCAGGUACCCCACCACCAGACAGACCAUAUCCACGUCCCCUUUCUGAGAAUGUAUCUGUGCUUCCCUGAGUCAGGCUGUUCCAGAUGUGUUUGGGGAGGACGUUUCUUAUAAGCUCUCGCCAAGUGUCCAGGCAGCUUCAGAAGUGACCACAGGCCAGACAUGUGGGCCAGGCUACAGUGAUGGAAAACAUCCACUCACUCACCCAAAUCCAUCUUACUUUACUCAGACCUCUGUAACAAAGUGCCACAAACCAGGGGGUUUAAACAACAGAAAUUUAUUGUCUCACAGUUCUGGAGGCCAGAAGUCCUAGAUCAAGAUGUCAGCAGGGCUGGUUUCUUCUAGUGCCACGAGAGAGAAUCUGUCCGUGCCUCUCCUAGCUUCUGAUGGUUUGCUGGCAAUCGGACGUUCCUUGGCUUGUAGAAGCAUCACCCCGGUCUCUACCUUCAUUCAUUCACUCACCUCCUCACAGUCACCGACAUUCUCUCAGGCCCUUGUUCUAAGCCUCCAUAGAUGCGGGCUCCCCCCCGAGAGACUGAGGUUAAUACCUGGAUUCUCACACCCUCCUCCCUCAGCACCACAGCUCUGACAACCCCAUGAGCUGCCAGCAAAGAAAGGAAGGAGCGUUGAUCCCCCAGAACCCUCCUUGUGCUCCCCCAGGCUGCUAUCAGCAGCUGUGUGUCCAACUCAGUGCAGUGGGGUGAGGUGGGGUGGGGAGUUACGCGCGCGCGCGCACACACACACAGCCCCAUAGCAGAUGGCUUGUGAAAUGUGCACACACGCACGCUUUCUGGGGAAAGAAGUGGAGCUCUCAAGUCACCAUGGGACUGUGCAGCUGGAUGUUCCCUUCAAUAAAAUGGAGGUUGGAUUAGGCAGUACCUUCCAUCUCUAGCUGGGGAUUACAGGAUUCGGAGAAAGCGAAGCCCUGCCCAAUGGGGAGUGUAAGGUUCUGGGGCUCAGCAGAGGGGCCUGGAGCCAUUAUGGAGGGCUGUCUGGAUAGGGGAAGAGGAAGAGCAGGCAUUCCAGGCAGGGCAAAUAGCAUGAGCAAAUAGCAUGAGUCAGGCCUGGGGAGCAGAGAUUGGGGUGAACUCUGGUGUAGGCUGAGUCGAGGAGCUCCCACAGGCCCUGGCUCAAGAGCCUGUCUCUCUUCCUCUCUGGCACCUGCCAUGCCAGCUCUGUGCAGGGCAGGAGCCCAGCAAUGAGCAGACCCUGCCCCCAUCUGAGCUCCCGACUCCUGCACUCAGCUGCCCACUUGGCAUUUCCAACCGCAUGUUUAACACCAGACUCUUCAUGUCCCUCUGCAUGUGGAUCAUCACGCCCAACUCUGCUCCCCCCAUCUCCCCCAUCUCAGGUAAUGUCAGCUCUGUCCUUCCAGCUGUUCAGGCUAAUACCCAAAAGUCACCUUGACCCUCCCUCUCUCACCCCCCACAUCCAAGCUGCCAGCAAAUUCUCCUCCACCUUCAAAACACUCAGAAUCCACCCGCUUCUCACCACCUCCACUGCCGCCAUCCUGGUCUGUGCCACCACCGUCGCUUGCCUGGACUGUUGCGUAGUGUCCUCACUAGUACCCCAGCUCCUGCCCUCGCCCUCCUAGAGUCUGUCCUGCUCACGGCAGCCCAAGGGAACUUUUGAGUCCAUGCCCCUCUCCACUCCCAGAUAUGCCCAAGUCACUGAGGUAAAAGACUGCCACCAGGAGAGUCAGAGACCAGCCCCAGCAGAAUCAGCAAAGGUUGUGUGGCCCGUGCAGGGUACAGGGAGGACCAGAUGGCUGAGGCUUGGAGACAAGCCUCAAGUGGUGGGGGAGAAGAGCUGAGACCCGCUCUGGCUGAGGCCGUGCACACCACCCUGAAUUCCCGACUGCCCUCAUGGAGGACACAUCCCACUAGGGCUGGACCCGCAUGCGCAGGCAAGCCAUGUGCUGGACCCGUGCACGUCUCCACGUGGGGCAUGCAUGGAGAAACACGCAUCCCUGUAUUCCUGACACCAAUGUGUGUGUGUGCAGGACUCGAGCUGGGGGUCCAGCUGUGGGGCCCUUUGGGACAUGCCCCAGCCAAUGCCUGCUCUGAUCAGAGGGGGUAUCCAAGUGGUUGAGUAUUUCUCACCCCUCCCCCAGCACAUGUGUAACUCCUUCCCCUUAUGUCCCCACAGCCUGCCCUCGGACAAGGACCCAAUGCCCAACUCCAGGCCAGCCAAGCCCUCAGCCCCUUCCUUGGCGCUCGGCCCAUCCCCAGGAACUUCGCCCAGCUGGAGAGCUGCACCAAAGGCCUCGGACCUGCUGGGGGCCAAGGGCCCAGGGGCAGCCUUCCAGGGUCGGGACCUCCGAGGUGGGGCCCAUGCCUCCUCCUCCUUGAACCCUGUGCCACCAUCGCAGCUGCAGCUGCCCACAGUGCCUCUAGUCAUGGUGGCACCCUCCGGAGCACGGCUGGGUCCCUCACCCCACUUGCAGGCACUCCUCCAGGACAGGCCACACUUCAUGCACCAGCUCUCAACGGUGGACACCCAUGCCCGGACCCCAGUGCUGCAGGUGCGCCCACUGGACAGCCCAGCUAUGAUCAGCCUUCCACCACCCACUGCUGCCACCGGGGUCUUCUCCCUCAAGGCCCGGCCCGGCCUGCCACCUGGGAUCAACGUGGCCAGUGUGGAAUGGGUGUCCAGGGAACCAGCACUGCUCUGCACCUUCCCAAGCCCCAGUGCACCCAGGAAAGACAGCACCCUUUCGACCAUGCCCCAGGGCUCUUACUCACUGCUGGCAAAUGGCGUCUGCAAGUGGCCUGGAUGCGAGAAGGUCUUCGAGGAGCCAGAGGACUUCCUCAAGCACUGCCAGGCGGACCAUCUCCUGGAUGAGAAGGGCAGGGCGCAGUGUCUCCUCCAGAGGGAGGUGGUGCAGUCUCUGGAGCAGCAGCUGGUGCUGGAGAAGGAGAAGCUGGGCGCUAUGCAGGCCCACCUGGCUGGGAAGAUGGCCCUGACCAAGGCUCCGUCUGCGGCAUCAUCUGACAAGGGCUCCUGCCGCCUCGCAGCCACUGGCACUCCGGGCACCGCUGUCCCAGCCUGGCCCAGCCCCCAGGAGGCCCCAGAUGGCCUGUUUGCUGUGCGGAGGCACCUCUGGGGCAGCCACGGAAACAGCACAUUCCCGGCAGAGUUCUUCCACAACAUGGACUACUUCAAGUUCCACAACAUGCGGCCCCCUUUCACCUAUGCCACUCUCAUCCGCUGGGCCAUCCUGGAGGCUCCUGAGAAGCAGCGGACACUCAACGAGAUCUAUCACUGGUUCACACGCAUGUUCGCCUUCUUCAGAAACCACCCUGCCACCUGGAAGAAUGCCAUCCGCCACAACCUGAGCCUGCACAAGUGCUUCGUGCGGGUGGAGAGUGAGAAGGGGGCUGUGUGGACCGUGGAUGAGUUCGAGUUCCGCAAGAAGAGGAGCCAGAGGCCCAGCAGGUGUUCCAACCCCACACCUGGCCCCUGACCUCGAAACCAAGGAAAGAAGGAAGGAAGGACAGGGGCCAAAUUGGGGGAUGGAAGUGGCAGGGGGCAGGGGUGAUAGGCCCUGGACCUGCCCGCAGGGACCAAGAAGUGAGGUGCACACUGUCUUGCCUGCCGGGGACCCCGCUCCCCAGCUGACCACCCUCCUGGAUCAUAUGCUCUGCACCAAGGCUGCUCAGAGGGGCCCCAGCCCUACACCCCUGGCCCAGCCUCCUGCGAUGGGCUCUCCAGCCAAAAUGAGCUUUCACAACCAACCACACACACAGCCUGCCUCAGUCACUCUCACAGAUGAUCUUGGGGCUGGAAAAGACACACAGAUGGUCACAAUCCUGUCGCUUGGACUCAAUACAAACUCCAAAACACAAAGAGCCUGCCUUGGUACACUCAGAUGACCUCAAAUCUGCAUAAUCACACAGACAAUCAUGCCUGAACACAGUCUUGUCAACCUACAUACCCCAAAGCACACACCCCCAGCCAGCCUCUGGGCCCACAGGUGCAGUGUCACACAGGCCAUGCCCAGACACCCGUGCAGAAGCAGCCUCAGUACCUACAGGAUCUCAGGUCCCAGAAAGCCAUGCAGACACAUACCAGUCACGCACAGUCUCACGCAGCUCCUAACACAUAUGCUCAGUCACACGGCCCUUGAGAACUCACCUGUGCAUCUUGCACACACGCACACCCACACAGCGCCCCAGCGGGUCUCCUGAGUCCCACACGGACAUGCAUGGCCACACACACUGACUCACCAAAAUGUACCGAGGCUCAAACGCCACCCA
Molecule: messenger RNA, 8518 nt
Organism: Equus caballus (horse)
Lineage: Eukaryota; Metazoa; Chordata; Mammalia; Perissodactyla; Equidae
Gene: FOXP3
Product: forkhead box P3
Biological process (GO): regulation of transcription by RNA polymerase II
Cellular component (GO): nucleus
Molecular function (GO): DNA-binding transcription repressor activity, RNA polymerase II-specific; RNA polymerase II cis-regulatory region sequence-specific DNA binding
Source: RefSeq, a predicted model, not a curated record